AUGGGCAUUUUGCAUGAGGAUGUUGUGGUAAUUAGCCAAGCAGAGAAGGCUGGGGAACCCACUACUUCAACCUCACCCUCAACGUCGGCGAUCGAUGCCUCCUCGUCGAAUCCAACGUUGGGGAGCCAGUCGGAGAGAAGGGAAGGCAUGUUGAGGUCGUCGGCUAUAGGAGGGAGACUUGCUGUAUGGGAGGGAGACUUUGUUGGGAUUUUUUGUUUUUGUUUUUUUGGUUUUGAAAAAAUAUAUAUAUAUUUUUUAAAAUUAUUCUUUAAUUUUAUUUCUGAAAUGCUUUUCACGUGGACUAGUUGGAAUGAGUUGUCAUGGUCUGUGACGAGUCCCACAGUUGACACAUCAACAUUUAACGUUUGA
This is a messenger RNA of Prunus armeniaca (apricot), 369 nucleotides long. NCBI's taxonomy places the organism in Eukaryota, Viridiplantae, Streptophyta, Magnoliopsida, Rosales, Rosaceae. The record is from the annotation of a GenBank genome assembly.